AUGUUUGGCUCUGGUGACAAGGACAAUCGGUACUUUGGUCUCCGAGGAGGAUGGCUCACCUUCUGGGAUACGGGAAGAAGAACACUGACUGUCGCCUGUGGUACCGAUAUGACUUUAUUCGGCUAUGAUCAGGGUGUUUUUGGAGGCGUGGUUGUAACGGACGACUUUCUCGAUACUCUCAACCUGCGGAACAACAGUUCUCUCCUCGGCACAGUAACAGCGAUAUACAACAUUGGCUGCUUCUUCGGCGCCAUCCUGGCCUACUUCAUUGGAGACAUUCUUGGACGAAAGCGAACGAUCCUUCUCGGUACCACCGUCAUGUCUAUCGGCGCCAUCCUUCAGAUCACAGCCUAUGGAGUGCCUCAGAUGAUUGUUGGCCGCAUCGUAGCUGGCGUAGGCAACGGUCUCAACAACUCCACCGCCCCACCUUGGCAAGCAGAAACGAGUAAAGCUGCGUGGAGAGGAAAGCUCAUUGUAAUUGAACUCAUCCUCAACAUCGCCGGCUUCUCCCUCAGCAACUGGGUCACAUAUGGCUUCUCCUUCGCCGGCGGAGCUGUGGCAUGGCGCAUCCCGCUCGCGCUGCAGUUCAUAUUCAUUGUCAUUCUUUAUGCCACGGUGCCUUGGUUGCCGGAGUCGCCCAGGUGGUUGGUGCAGAAGGAUAAGGUCGAGGAAGCGGAACAAAUCUUGGCUGAUAUUGAAGGCUCUGAGAUUGAGGAUCCAUACGUCCAGACUGAGCUUAACGAGAUCAAGUUCACGACUGCCUAUGAAAGAGAGAACAGUUCCCGCAUUCGCGAUCUGGUCCGUGGGAGGAGGCAUCUCAAGCUGGAACUUCUCUCCGGAAUCAACGUAACAUCCUACUACCUCCCCACCGUCCUGAUCGAAUCCGUCGGCCUCAGCAACACCCUGGCCCGCCUCCUCGCUGCCUGCAACAGCGUCUCAUACCUCCUCUUCUCCCUCAUCGGAAUUCCCAACGUUGAGCGUUGGGGCCGCAGGAAGAUGAUGAUGUAUGCCGCUGCUGGUCAAUGUUUCUGCUACCUGCUCAUUACGAUCCUGCUCCGCUUGAGCGAGAAGGAAGGCUUUUCAGAACAAGACAAGGUCGCGAGCGCUAGUGUGGCCUUCUUCCUCUGCUACGUCUUCUUCGGGAUUGGAUUCCAGGGUGUGCCGUGGUUAUUCCCUGCCGAAAUCAACUCUUUCUCCAUGCGCUCCAAAGGCGCCGCCCUCGGCACCGCCACCAACUGGAUCUCCAACUUCAUGGUCGUCGAAAUCACGCCCAUCGGAAUCCGCACUUUACGCUGGAAAUUCUACAUCAUCUGGACCACCUUCAACUUCUCCUUCGUCCCUAUCGUCUACUUCCUCUACCCAGAAACAGCCGGCAGAACGCUCGAAGAUAUCGACAUGUACUUCCGCGACAAUCAUAAUGUUCUGGUCUUUAGGGAUAAGACGGCGACGAGCUCGAAGCGGCCGGUGGAGUAUAUUGAGAGGGAGGAGAGUGCGGUAAGGAGGGCGAGUAGUGUAGAUCCGAGGGCGGCGAGUUUGGCGGCGAUGCAUAGUAGGGGGAAGGCGAUGGGGGUUGAGGUGGAGGAGGGGAGGGUUAGUAGUGAGCUGCAGAAGACGGAUGAGAGUUGGUUGCAUAAGGAGAAUGUUUGA
Molecule: messenger RNA, 1647 nt
Organism: Fulvia fulva
Lineage: Eukaryota; Fungi; Ascomycota; Dothideomycetes; Mycosphaerellales; Mycosphaerellaceae
Product: MFS-type transporter oryC
Exons: 4
Coding region: 1-1647 (548 amino acids)
Biological process (GO): transmembrane transport; carbohydrate transport
Cellular component (GO): membrane
Molecular function (GO): carbohydrate:proton symporter activity
Source: RefSeq, a predicted model, not a curated record